GCUUGUUCCUGGUGUCUGGCUGAGCACGUUGGCGAGGUCUAGAGACCCAGCGAGGCUUUCUUGGUUUGUGCUGCGGGGUUUUGGGAGCUGUUCUCAGUGCCCAACCCCACCACAUUCCCUGUAUUUCCCUGGCACUGCCUGGAUCAGGCAGCCGGGUCCCAAAAAGCGCAGUCGAGGCAGAGGAGCAUUUGGGACUCACUCCAGAAGGGGAGCACAUUUCCAUCUCCUGCUGCCCAGCCCAGAACGUGGCCAUGGAGGAGCAGUUCUGUGCCAUCUGCCGAGACGCAAGACCUGACACCUACGUGGUGCCCUGCGAGCACCACUUCUGUCUCCGCUGCAUCCUGCAGUGGACCUUGAGGAAAUUCACCUGCCCGCUCUGCAGGAGGCUCAUGAGUACCAUCCACUUCGCAGUGCGGGCAGAUGGCUCUCUGCCCUGUGUCAUCACGCUGCCAUCCGAGUACGAGGCAGAGAGCCACGAUACAGCCUCCCUGUGGGACGUGGCCGCCCCGCACCCAGCUCCAUCGGGCAGCCCCACCGAGCACGGAGAAGAGGAGCUCCCCGGCACGUCCCACACGGCUCCAAGGGAUGCAGACGCCGGUCCCAGCCUUACACCCGUCCCCGGGGAGGAGCACGAGCCCCAACGGGAGGCAGCAGCGGCACCUUCAGCCCAGGCCUGCAGCAGCAGCCCCCAACGGGAGGCAGCAGCGGCACCUUCAGCCCAGGCCUGCAGCAGCAGCAGCAGCAGCCCCACCGCUGCCCAGCGGGGCAGGGACGGCUUGGCCCGCAGGUCCGGCCGCCCCAGGAAGAGGAGGGCCCGCAGCUCCUGGAGCACUUCGCAACCCCGAAAGAAGCCGCCCCCGCGGCACCAUUAGCAGCAUCCAUCGUUGUUAAUAAAUAACAUUGAGAACUACACGGCUGUUCUGCCUCGGUUCUACUCGGAGCAAAACGUGCAGCACGUGGGCGCUGCCCGAAAUGGCGGCUGCUGUUCCUGGACUCGGGGCACGAGAGUUAUUCAGUGCUCUACAGCAACGUUCCCUCGGGUUCUGCUGCUGUAAGCAGAGAUCAGUGCCUGUCCCUCAUCUCUCAUGUGAGGAAGCAAUAGGACUGGUGUUGGAAUGGUGUCUCUCAAGUUCCAAUGCAGAGAACUGCUGUGGCCAGCAGCAUAA
This is a messenger RNA of Coturnix japonica (Japanese quail), 1166 nucleotides long. RefSeq lists its product as uncharacterized. Lineage: Eukaryota; Metazoa; Chordata; Aves; Galliformes; Phasianidae. The record is from RefSeq and is a predicted model, not a curated record.